Thermothelomyces thermophilus ATCC 42464 is the source of this 2244-nucleotide messenger RNA. RefSeq lists its product as uncharacterized. Gene Ontology annotation, molecular function: iron ion binding; oxidoreductase activity, acting on paired donors, with incorporation or reduction of molecular oxygen; monooxygenase activity. The record is from RefSeq and is a predicted model, not a curated record. The coding region runs from base 258 to 1952 and encodes 564 amino acids. The transcript has 4 exons. Lineage: Eukaryota; Fungi; Ascomycota; Sordariomycetes; Sordariales; Chaetomiaceae.
GAGACAAGUCCUCGUUCCCGUGCUCUCUUGAAAGUUCCCUUCCACCCCCCUCCCCGAGCUUGGCGUACUAUCAUCGCAGCCGCAUGACGGCGGUCGCGCGUCUGUCGAGCUGCCGUCUUCCCUUCACUCAACUCGAAGGUUUAGGCCUAAAGGAGGUUUCCCAAUUGUCUUCCGUUCCAUUAACUGAUCCUGGGCGAGACCACGGUCAUACCUCAGGUGGCUAUUAAUAUACCUUACUUCAAAUUCCAUCCACCAUCAUGGUUGCGAAUCUCGUGCUCCUUGCCCUCCCGCUCCUGGCCACUUACCUUGCCGCAACGCUAUGGCAUCGCCGCUUCAGACAGUGGGCCAAUUUCCCCCAGCUGAAGCCCUCUCUUCUCUGGGGUCACCUGCAGGUCAUUCACGAAUACACCCUCCGGGCCAAGCCAAAGAUUCAUAUCGAUGCCGUGUUUGCGCAAAUCGCCAAAGACCUCGGAAGUCCGCCACUCAUGUACCUUGAUCUUCGCCCCGUCAGUUAUCCGAUGGUUGUCAUCAACAGCCAUGAAAUAGCCGAGCAGGUUUCGCGCGUGAGCAAGCUAUUCCCCUGGAGAACGCCUAAGUCUCCCACGAUGUGGGACCUGGUACGGGUGAUCGGUCCAGAGUCCAUCCUGCUCAGGCAGAGCGAGGACUGGAAGCAACUACGGAAGCGCUUCAACCCCGGUUUCGCCCCCCAGCACCUGAUGACGCUUCUCGGGUGCAUCUGCGAUAAGACCAUGAUCUUUGUAGACCAGUUGGAGCGCUACGCUCGCUCGGGUAGAGAGUUUCCCCUCAACAAGCUCACCAUUAACCUGACGUUUGACAUCAUCGGCGCCAUCACCAUGGACGUCGACUUCGACGCACAGCAGUCCGAGUCCUCGGGCCAGGGCGAGUUCAUCAAGCUGUACGACCGGCUCCUCAACAUGUACGGUACCGAGGACAGCCGGUUCCCGUGGUGGAUGUAUCCGAGGCGGGAGUGGCGCCGCUACAAGCUCAGCAAGCAGAUUGACAGGCGCCUCGAGGACAUGAUCCGGCAGAAGCACGCCGAGCAGCAGCAGCAGCAGCAGCAGCGAAAGCAGCAACAGGAAGGAGGAGAAGCCGGCAAAGGAAAGCCCCGCGACAUCCUCAGCCUUAGCCUGCAGGGAAGCAGCGAGCUGAGCAGAGAGCUCCUCGCCGAGACGCGAGAUCAGCUCAAGACGUUUCUGUUCGCCGGCCACGACACCACCGGCAUCUUGCUGGCGUGGCUCUUCUACGAGCUGUCUCGGUCUCCCCACGUGCUCAAGGCCGUGCGCGGCGAGCUUGAUGCCGUCUUCGGCCCGGACCCGGACCCGGGAGCCGUGCGGGAGAAGCUCAUGGCCCCGAACGGGGAGGAGCUGAUCAACAAGAUGCCGUACAUCAACUCGGUCAUCAAGGAGGUCCUUCGGCUGAGACCGCCGGCCGGGACGGCGCGCAUGGCCCCCCCGGGGACCGGCUUUACCGUCCGCACUCCCGAUGGGCAGAGCUUUUGCCUCGACGGCGCCAUCAUUUACAACUGCGCCACCAUCAUCCAGCGAGAUGGGACGGUCUACGGGGACACGGCCGACGACUUCGUCCCGGAGCGGUGGCUGGGCGACAAGAGCAUCGGGAGCGCCGACGCAGAACAGAACGAGGCGGCGGGCAGGAAGUUCCCGCCGGGGGCGUGGCGGCCGUUCGAACGAGGCCCCCGCAACUGCAUCGGGCAGGACCUGGCCACCAUCGAGGCGCGAGUCAUUGUGGCCCUCGUGGCGAGGCGGUAUGACUUUGUCAAGGUCGGGCUGGGGGAGCUCGAUCUUGAGGAGGCAGGGCGGCCGAUCCUGGACGAGAAGGGGCAGUAUAAAACCAAGCCGGAGUUGUACAACACACAACAGGUGACGGCCAAACCAGUCGAUGGCAUGAUGAUGAAAGUGAGACGGCUGGCGUGACCGUGGACGGGCGCUGGAUGAGGGUCGUAAAACACGCGUGGUGGGGACUUUCAGGUUGGUUGGGUCGGCUGCGCGGGCAGAGCGAAUUUCAGGUACUUGUAAGUUGAGGAAGCCCCGUCUUGCAGCAGUACUCGGCCUUAAGGUGCCUAUGUAAUAAAUCCACCCAAAGUAAAAGGGUAGUGUAGAUUUCAAUGGUAAGGUGGUGGUGGAAGGCUCCGUUGUGCUUUAUUAAUUGCUUGGCCAACUGACAUUCAGCACGACAGGUAUAUAUGUACAUACAUGUAUGUACAAA